GCCCGCCCCCUCGCGGGCGCUGCAUCCUACGCUAGCUCCGCCACAGCUUGUCCACUGAGCGGGUGCCUGAGCCCCAGCGGCGGGGAGGUCGUCGUGGGGCUCCUGGGCCGCGGCGGCGGGCAGGCGAUGCUCCAGAGGCUUAGGCAGCCAUGGAGGCCGAGACGGGUGGCCUGGAGGAGCUGACGGAUGAAGAGAUGGCGGCUCUGGGCAAGGAGGAGCUGGUGCGGCGCCUGCGGCGGGAGGAGGCGGCGCGCCUGGCGGCUCUGGUGCAGCGCGGCCGCCUCAUGCAGGAGGUGAAUCGGCAGCUACAGGGUCACCUGGGCGAGAUCCGCGAGCUCAAGCAGCUCAACCGGCGCCUACAGGCCGAGAACCGCGAGCUGCGUGACCUCUGCUGCUUCCUGGACUCGGAGCGCCAGCGCGGGCGGCGUGCCGCGCGCCAGUGGCAGCUCUUCGGGACCCAAGCAUCCCGAGCCGUGCGCGAGGAUCUAGGCGGUUGUUGGCAGAAGCUGGCCGAGCUGGAAGGCCGCCAGGAGGAGCUGCUGCGGGAGAACCUGGCGCUCAAGGAGCUCUGUCUGGCGCUGGGCGAAGAGUGGGGUCCCCGAGGCGGCUCCGGCGUCUCGGGGGGCUCUGGCGCUGGGCCGACACCCGAGCUGGCCUUGCCCCCCUGCGGUCCUCGUGACCUGGGCGAUGGAAGCUCCAGUACCGGCAGCGUGGGCAGCCCCGAUCAGUUGCCCCUGGCCUGCUCCCCAGAUGAUUGAGGGCACAGCUUCCCGCCGACGCCCACCCGGAUUGCUCCUCAAGCGACGAGACUGCGGUGGACCUGGGGACCCGGACGCCGCCCCGGCUGCGCACGAAGGGCCGAUGGAAUGGACUUAGAAACCCUAACACUGAGGAAGGCCCCUGGCUCUCGCUGGCGGGGCAGUAGGGGGACUGGAGGCUGGAGUGGUGGGACUUACUGGGGGCUGGGUGGAGGCUAAUAAACUGAGGCGGAAGCAGAGCCCAUGGCCCGGGCGCGUCUGUUUGGAAAUCG
Messenger RNA from Budorcas taxicolor (takin), 1030 nucleotides. It is a transcript of the gene CCDC85B, whose product is annotated as coiled-coil domain containing 85B. Bases 150 to 758 code for a protein of 202 amino acids. Gene Ontology annotation, biological process: negative regulation of DNA-templated transcription. Gene Ontology annotation, cellular component: nucleus. The record is from RefSeq and is a predicted model, not a curated record. NCBI's taxonomy places the organism in Eukaryota, Metazoa, Chordata, Mammalia, Artiodactyla, Bovidae. The transcript has a single exon.